Molecule: messenger RNA, 432 nt
Organism: Xyrichtys novacula (pearly razorfish)
Lineage: Eukaryota; Metazoa; Chordata; Actinopteri; Labriformes; Labridae
Source: the annotation of a GenBank genome assembly
AUGACCGUCGCACAACAUCAACACCGUCCACUACUCACCAUCGCCGAACACGACAUAGAGCACGUCGAGAACUUCACAAACCUCGGAAGCAACAUCUCAAAUACUGGAGACUUGGAGAAAGACGAACAGACCAGAAUUGGCCAAGCUGCAGGAGUCUUCAAACGACUCCGGAACAUCUGGUCGUCGAAAUCCAUCACCACGGCCACAAAGCUACGCCUCUAUAUGUCAUUGGUCAUUCCUACAGCGACCUACGCCUGUGAGACGUGGACGAAGACGGCCAGCAUCACCAACGAGUUGGAUGUCCUCCAUCGACGGUGCCUCAGAUCCAUCCUAAAGUCACCCUUGUCUGACAUUGUCUCUGACAGGAGAAAGAUAAUGACCGGACAUGUACUCCGACUGCCAACAGAGAGAGACCGGCAAGUGUGGCAGUAG